AUGUCAGAAUCAACUCACGCUAUCGUCUUUGGCGCCUCUGGCCUGCUCGGCUGGGCGACUGUCGAGCAGCUGCUCUCUAACUACCCCUCAGAGGGCUCCUUCGAGAAUGUCACGGCUGUGAUGAAUAGACCGCUGUCGGAAUCCGACUCUUUCUGGCCACCAGCGUCGCCCACCAGGCCCAGAUUACAAAUCGCUUCUGACGUCAACCUUACUGGGACGCUGGAAGACCUGACUUCGCAGCUCAGAGGCAAAGUCGAUGGGAUCGAGGGCGUCACCCAUGUGUUCUAUUUCGCUAAUAUUCUGGCCGUUAUCACAGUCUUCUAUCAGGGCGAUGGGGAUGAUGUUGCCGAGUGCAAGACCAACUGUAGUAUGAUGCAGACGGUGGUCGAUGCGGUGACCACGUUGUCGACAAACCUCAAGGCAUUUGUCUACUCUGGCGGAACCAGAGGCUACGGGAUUUACACACCUGGCGGUACCUUCAAGCCCCCCUUGGAGGAAUCAAUGGCAGACAACCUCCCCGAAGACUACGCAAAGACCGUCGCGUACCCCUGGUGGCGUAAGAUCCUCGCGAAGGCGAGCGAUGGCAAGCCGUGGACCUGGUCAGAAGUAUGCCCAGACGCGGUAGUUGGAUUCUCCCCGAAUGGAUCCGGUUUCUCGUUGGCACUCCACUGGGCGCAGUACCUAUCCCUCUACGCCUAUAAUCACGGAGUGAGCAAGAACUCCGAGUCCAAUGUUGAAGUUUCAUUCCCUGGAAACCAGGCGGGGUACAACAGCCUUUGCACUCCCGUCUCUUCUCGGACUCUUGGUCGCAUCGCCAUACACGCCUCACUUCAUGGGGACAAGUGCGGUACAAAGGUCAUCAACAUGGCCGACAAAGAGCAGCCUACCAAGUUUAGUGACCUAUGGCCAUCGAUCGCUGAUUGGUUCGGACUGGUUGGUGUUGGACCGAGGGAAAACGACAAUGCAGAGAAGCCUGGGGAGUAUGUCAAGAAACAUAGGCAGAUAUUCGAAGAACAGGGCUGUGGUAGAGCUGUCACUGCUGGCGUUGGGGGUGGAAGUGUCCAGCUUGACAGCGUUGGGUACUGGUUGUCUUUCGAUCGACAGCUUAGCUUGCAGAGGUUGAGGUCUGUGGGAUUCACCGAAGAGAGAGAUCCUGUUCGGGGCUGGCUGGAGGCAAUACUUCAACUUGCAGCUGCGAUGCAAAAGACGGACGGCGCCCAUUUGGUCCUGCCGGUCCUAUGGAACCCACAAUGUCUGCACGGUGUUCUCUCAAAUUCAGUGAAGUAG
Colletotrichum lupini is the source of this 1287-nucleotide messenger RNA. RefSeq lists its product as uncharacterized. The transcript has 4 exons. The record is from RefSeq and is a predicted model, not a curated record. Lineage: Eukaryota; Fungi; Ascomycota; Sordariomycetes; Glomerellales; Glomerellaceae. Bases 1 to 1287 code for a protein of 428 amino acids.